This is a messenger RNA of Linum trigynum, 851 nucleotides long. The record is from the annotation of a GenBank genome assembly. Lineage: Eukaryota; Viridiplantae; Streptophyta; Magnoliopsida; Malpighiales; Linaceae.
AGUCGAUCAAUAAAGUAGUAGUAGUUAGUAGAGAAAAGUAGUUCUUUUAUCGUGUUUACUAGUUCUUUCGCUAAAUCGCUCGAGAUCACCGGUGCGUGAAAUCCCGUUCCGCAUCAAUUGGUAUCAGAGCCUGGUUCCGAGUGAACCAAGCCAGGAGACCAUGCCACCGCGCAAGCAGCCAAUGGCACCAUCAUCACCAACCGCCGCCGGCGACGAGGAGCUAGCGCUUCAAUUUCAAAUCUCGCCGGUCAUCAACAGGUGAUCGUGGCUAGGAUGGAAGCUCAGGAUGCUAUCAACCGUGAUCACGAAGCAGCCCUGGAGCAUCUCCGCAUCGACGUCGGGCAAUUGCAGCGUGGUCAGGAGAAACUUCAGGAUGGACAGGAUCGGUUAUCGGAGGAGAUCAACGUUGUCCGCGUUGAGAAACGGCGGUUGGCGAACGACGUCAGCGCGAUCCUCGCAAUCCUCCGCGAUCCACCUUGGGAGAAGGAAGCCGAGCCGCCGAAGGAGCUCGACCUCGUCGCUGGGGGAAAAGGUCGCACCAUCGACCAGAUCACGGCGGCAGAAAAGCUCAAGGCAGUCGCCGUGGGCGAGGGGUUUCACUCUUCCACGAGUGGGAGCUCCACACCGACGCCGGGAACGAAACCGGGAGUGAUGAACGGAGCACCGGUGGAGAGCGUGGGGGCGUAGUGGAGGGAUCGGUCGCGGGAUUCCCGUCUGAUAAAGCACCAGGGGGUGCUUUGUUUGAUCAGAAUACGCAGCUCAGAACUCUUCUACGAAAGAUAAAACGGAUAGGUAGAAUUUCGCCACAAUCAAGGUGAUUACUUGAUUGAUAAGAAACUUGUAAAACGAAU